GUCCCCUUGUGCUCUCCGACGACUCCGACAUUCGUCCGAUUCGUCGUCAAUCAGGAAAAGGAGGAACGUGCAUCGGCUAAUCGAGUUUUAUUGCGGAUGAUUGCGGAUCGACGUGAUCCAGCGAGGAAGAAAGAAUCAGAGGAAGAGAAGGUAGCAAGAAAGAAAGGCGUGGGUUUGUGCGAGAAAGGCGAGGAGCGACGAACCAAUAGACACCUCUAGACUAUUGACGUAUCUUCUGCGAUCGGAAAGAUGCCUAACAUAAAGCUACAAAGCUCUGAUGGCGAGGUAUUUGAGGUUGAUGUUGAAAUUGCUAAAUGUUCGGUCACCAUCAAGACCAUGUUGGAAGAUCUUGGUAUGGAUGAGGAUGAGGAAGAGGUUGUGCCUCUUCCAAACGUUAAUUCUGCAAUAUUACGAAAGGUCAUACAAUGGGCCACCUAUCACAAAGACGACCCACCACCCCCAGAAGACGAUGAAAACAAAGAAAAGCGUACAGAUGAUAUUAGUUCUUGGGAUGCAGAUUUCUUAAAGGUCGAUCAAGGGACACUCUUUGAGCUAAUCUUGGCAGCUAAUUAUUUAGAUAUCAAGGGACUCUUGGACGUUACUUGCAAAACUGUUGCGAACAUGAUCAAAGGCAAGACGCCUGAAGAGAUACGUAAAACUUUCAACAUCAAGAAUGACUUCACGGCUUCUGAGGAGGAACAAGUGCGCAAGGAGAAUGAAUGGUGCGAGGAGAAAUAAACCGGAAUUGCGAUUACUUACGAUCGCGUAAAAUCUUUUUGGAAUAUUCAUUAGAUUCGUCAUUGCGUUACUAGAUGUGUCGAACUUAACCACAAUUAAUGUUAUUUUAAUAAAUUUUUGUGUGGCAGUUUCUCUUUACGAGAAGAUCCUAGUUAAUCAUGGUCAAAAUCAAAUAACAUUGUAUACAUAUGUAUCACGUAGGUCCAUUGUUAUUUAUUUCAAUAAUUAAAUAAAGAUAGAAUAAUGACUGUAUUACUUUGAAAUGUACACUUACAUAUUUCACUCUUUGAAGUUUGAUAGAUUCGAAUAUUUCUAGUAACAUUUAUAAGCAUAAUAUACUUUAACUAUGAAUCUUCUCUCAUUUGCGAGCUUCUAGCAUACCACUUUAGAUAACGCUAAUGAAUUUACAUAGUAUAAAAUUUUAAAUUUAUAUUUAAGAGUCUAUGUGGUUUAAUGAUAUUAAAUAAACUUGGAAGUAUUAUUAAAAAUUAUAAACCUUAAAUUUAUUUUCUGCUGCAUCCUUCAAAUUCUUCGAAAACGUGCUAAUUUCAAAUAAAAAGGAUUAUUCAAUUAAA
Messenger RNA from Wasmannia auropunctata (little fire ant), 1313 nucleotides. It is a transcript of the gene SkpA, whose product is annotated as S-phase kinase-associated protein 1. Gene Ontology annotation, molecular function: cullin family protein binding. Gene Ontology annotation, cellular component: cytoplasm; nucleus. The transcript is spliced from 3 exons. Bases 250 to 738 code for a protein of 162 amino acids. The record is from RefSeq and is a predicted model, not a curated record. Gene Ontology annotation, biological process: SCF-dependent proteasomal ubiquitin-dependent protein catabolic process. Lineage: Eukaryota; Metazoa; Arthropoda; Insecta; Hymenoptera; Formicidae.